Messenger RNA from Lodderomyces margitis, 1161 nucleotides. RefSeq names its product Stp4p (gene STP4). The coding region runs from base 1 to 1161 and encodes 386 amino acids. The transcript has a single exon. NCBI's taxonomy places the organism in Eukaryota, Fungi, Ascomycota, Pichiomycetes, Serinales, Debaryomycetaceae. The record is from RefSeq and is a predicted model, not a curated record.
AUGUUAACUACAGCUCAACCACCAUCAUUAUAUAGCCACAACUACAACAACUACAACACUUCAACACCAUUAAUGAAUAAUACAACAACCAGAUCUUCCUUGAUGCAAUAUUCACUUCAGCCACAUUCUCAGCAAGUACAGCCACUUGUGGUACAAAAACACCCACAACCUACCAGCCCCUUGCACUCACCUAGUCCAACAGUGGUACCCAGCUCCAACAAUUUACCUCAUUCAUCAGUCAUAUUGCCAUCGAUCCACUCACUAAAUAUACCAACAUUCCCCCAUAGUAAAGAAGAAGUACAUGUCAACCGUUCGUCAAAUAUCAGAUCACCACCUUUAUUGAUCCCUAAUGCCGACAACAUAACUGAAUCUACACGCGCCUCGUCGUGCUAUAGCUAUUCAAGUGACACGCCUUCAGUAGCACCACCUUCAAAUCAACCAACUACAUCUACUUCUACUGCUACUGCUACAUUUAACUAUACUCAUGCACCAGUGAUAGCAUCUCCAUAUGUUCCCACAGUUGCGCCACUUAAACACCAAGAACUGCCAGCAUCUCCAGCAUCUUUGCCAUCUUCUGACCAUGAAGAGUUUGCUGACCACGAAUCAUCAGCAUCAUUAUCACCCACACAAUCGAAAAAGAAUUGGAAACCUCGUAAAAAGAGACAAUGUCCCGAGUGUAAAUUGUAUUUCUCCAAUUUGGCUACUCACAAGUCAACUCAUUUAAAACCAACCAACCGUCCCCACAUUUGUGAGUAUUGUCAACGUGGAUUUGCUAGACCUAAUGACUUAUUCCGUCACACCAAAUGUCAUUGGAAAGAAAUUGGCUCAGACAAAGGCCAAUUCAAAUGUCCUUUUAAAAACAUUUCAUUGUCUUCAUCCGCCACAACAUCUCCUAAUGAAGAUAGCACAGUGUCAACUGCUUCUGCAAAUGACAAUUGUUGCCAUAGCACGGGAAUCUUUUCGCGUUGUGACACAUUUAAGAAUCACUUGAAGGCCAUUCAUUUCCAAUACCCCUACGGAACCAAAAAGGACCAAAGAAACAAAGUUGCUGGUAAAUGUCGCAUGUGCUUUAAAGAGUUUGAAAAUGUUGAUGAUUGGAUACAUAAUCAUAUCGAAACUGAUUCAUGUCCAUACGCACUUAAUAAAAUGAAGAGAGAUUAA